AUGUCUAAGGAAGGAGAGAGGACCCCUUCCACAACCUCUGUCGACUCAGCCUCAACAGACGGAAGGGCUAAAGACUCCCCAUCAGGUUCAGUCUCUGAAUCACCCAAGAAAUCAUCAAAGAAGUCCAAGAAAAGCACUGAGAGUAUGAACAAAGUCUACACUUCUGUGCUCAACAGUGUUUUUGGGGCAGAAAGAGAACUGGCUCAGGCUGAGUUAGAUGAGCUGCAGGAGGCCUUCAAAGAGUUUGACUACGACCAAGAUGGCUACCUGAACUACAAGGAUGUGGCUGAGUGCAUGAGGACAAUGGGAUACAUGCCCACAGAAAUGGAGCUGCUGGAGAUAGUACAACAGAUAAAGAUGAGAAUGGGUGGAUUAAUGGACUUUGAGGACUUUACUGAGCUGAUGGGACCCAGGAUGAUGGGAGAGACUGCUGACAUGCUGGGACUCAAGGAGCUCCAAUCUGCCUUCGUACAGUUUGACCUGGAUGGAGACGGAAAGAUCAACCAGGAAGAGAUGAAGGAGGCAGUGAAGUCGAUGCUGGGAGAGAAGCUGAAGAAAGGAGAACUGGAGGAGAUCCUGAAGGAGCUGGACAUUAAUGCAGAUGGAAACAUCGACUUUGAAGAGUUCGUGAUGAUGCUCUCCAUCCGCUAGCUGCUGAAAAGACUGGCCACAUGGACAGACUACACAAACGCUUCUGAAUCAUUCCAUGGAUAGUUAAAACAGCUAUUUACCAAGUGGUCCAUGUUGGUUACUACUGUUUGAAAUGUAGGUAUAGAUAUCUACUACAUAAUGUGUGCCUAAUUCUGUAAUAAUUGUAUGAAUAAUGAAUUGCUAAAGGACUGAGAAUGAUUCUGUAUGGCAUCAAAUACAAUGAAAGCUGUCAGCAGGGUGUUCUUUUGGUAGAUACAUGAACUUUUUGCAGUGAUAAAUCUUGUAAAUAAGACUGGAAUGUUUUGCUAUUUUAAUAAAGAAA
Molecule: messenger RNA, 973 nt
Organism: Seriola aureovittata
Lineage: Eukaryota; Metazoa; Chordata; Actinopteri; Carangiformes; Carangidae
Product: calcium-binding protein 2
Exons: 7
Coding region: 1-651 (216 amino acids)
Molecular function (GO): calcium ion binding
Source: RefSeq, a predicted model, not a curated record